This is a messenger RNA of Anopheles aquasalis, 755 nucleotides long. It is a transcript of the gene Cib2, whose product is annotated as Calcium and integrin binding family member 2. Gene Ontology annotation, biological process: calcium ion homeostasis. Gene Ontology annotation, molecular function: magnesium ion binding; calcium ion binding. NCBI's taxonomy places the organism in Eukaryota, Metazoa, Arthropoda, Insecta, Diptera, Culicidae. The record is from RefSeq and is a predicted model, not a curated record.
UAGCAACAAGUCAUUAGGACGCUCGAAAGGGGAUUGGCAAUCCUUCCUUUAUGGAGCGCUGGCAAACACGACAAAUAAGGAGUGGCCGUCGGUUGGCAGUGGAACUAAGGGCUACACAGGCGACUAUCCUGACCUGGAGCUAAACCAGCGUUCAGCAGUCACUAUCGGACCGCGAGUGGGUCAGCAUGGGGAACAAGAUUGUAACGUUUUCCGAUCAGCAGCUAGAGGACUAUCAGGAUUGUACGUUUUUCACGAGGAAAGAAAUACUGCGUGUGCAUCAGCGUUUCCAUGAAGCCAGUCCCGACCUCGUACCGUUGGUGAUGAAUGAGGGUCAGGCAUCCUCCAUUCAGGUGCCGCGGGAACGCAUCGAACGGUUACCCGAGUUGGUCGAGAAUCCAUUUAAAGGGCGCAUGUGUGAGGCGUUUUCGCGCGACGGCGAUGGUAACCUUACGUUUGACGACUUUCUCGAUCUGCUAUCGGUGUUCAGUGAGCAGGCUCCGCGGGAUAUUAAGGUGUAUUAUGCGUUCAAAAUCUAUGACUAUGAUCGAGAUGGUUUCAUCGGUCAGUCUGAUCUGCUGCAAGUCAUUACGGCGCUGACACGCAACGAACUGAGUGUAGAGGAACACCAGCAGAUUGUGGAAAAGGUAAUCGAAGAGGCGGACGUGGACGGUGAUGGCAAACUAUCGUACCUGGAGUUUGAACACGUGAUAACGCGUGCACCGGACUUCAUUUCAACGUUCCAUAUUCGCAUAUAG